AUGUCGCGGCACGGUAAGGUCAAGAAUUUCAUGACUGUACCCGCACUAAUCGGUGUUAUUGACGACGAGGAGAACGUGUUGCUGUUUGGAGGAAAGCAGCUCAAGGCUGGCAGCGAAUAUUUCUUCCCCGACAAUCUCAAGACGCAGCUGUUUGUCAACCAAACUGGCCCCGACCACGCCCCUCACGUCGGAGUCUUGAUCUCCAUCGAUCAUGGCGAACUUGACAGCCCUUACACUGGCACCCAUUUCGACGCCCAGGCCAACAAUCAAGCCACCACGGCCUACAGAUUGUGCCUGUCUGUGCUAGUCAAGGAGGCGAAACUCAUUCCUGCUAAACUUUCAGACUCCACAGAUGGCGGCGACUUCAAGAAGCUUGCCACCAUCCCUUCCGAGUAUCUGCCCCAGUCAGUCGCUGACGUACAAAACAAAGGCAUGUCCUCAGUUCCAUGUGCAUUGCUUGCGCUAUUCAGUGCUGACACAAGCAAACAAGGUGGUGACUUGAUGGCAAUCGUUAUCCAACUCAACGAAGCUAAGAUGGGCUGUGCAACGUACCCUCCGUUUGUCGCCAAGGGCCCCAAUUAUGGCCUUGUCCACAGCGAUGAGCCUUUUGAUGGUGUUGUGUCCUUGUCAAAGAUACUAUCUGCACGCUUCAUCAUUGCGUACUUUCCCAGUCCCCGUCUCCCAGAUUUGACCAAUGCUAUAAAGCAGAGCUUGGAAGCAGCUCCAAUUGAUGCAGAGCGGCCUUUUGGCGUCCGCAGCAUGCACAUGUACGAUCGCGAGCACCUGGAACAAGUCGCCGACGAGCUCUAUCUGAAAGUCGAUCAACAGCCUAUCCGCCCUCGGGCAGUCACUGAUUGGACGCAUUACCGCGCCGCCAAUGUUCUCGGCAUGGGCGCAGAGACACUUCCUUUACAGCAAGACAUUGAGGAGCUGGCCAAGAAGAAAUGCCAAUCUCAGCUUUUCCGCGCGGACGAUGGAAGACUCAUUGCUGCAUUGGAACUGCCCAAGAAUGAGGAUUUCAGAAAGCUGAUGGCUGUGGUCAACAAGAGUGGCCAGAAGGUCGACGUUCACAGGCUCGAGCCUCUACCCUGGGGUCCCAAAUCGGGCGAAAGGAAGCCAGAAUUCGAAGAACGGGAGCCAUAUCCUGCCACAAUCCUAGAGAACCCCCCCGCAGGAAUCGACCUGCCUUCGAAUUGCGACAUUGUUGCUCAAAUGUACCCCAGGAAAGUCGAUGAUGAGACAAUCGGUGCUGCUGAUGAGUUGUCAGAUCCUCAAACAAAGCGCUUCAUCGCAAGCUUUUCCCAGCACCUUGACGAGGUACCGUACAACCAAGACAAGAUCAGCAACUUGUCGAAGUACUUUGAGUGGGCCUCACAAGAGAUAUCCAAAGCGAAAACCAGGAACAUGUUGUGUGGACGUGGUACCAGGGAAUACAGAUUUGAUCUCGAACGCCAAGCCGUUUGCGAAAUUCCGCCCCCUUACCAGCGUCCUAUGGUCAACCUUCUACUGGAAGGUUCAAAGAGAUCUGCUGGGGCUGGUCUGACCACCAAGAUCAUUGCAAGCACCAUUGGCAAGCUCGGCGCCUACAGUGAGCUCGUAGGGUCUGCCAUCAAGGCUCUGCCAGAUGGAGUGCUGUGCAUUGAAGCAUUUCCAGGAGCCGGGAAGACCACAGUUACAGCUGCUAUCGAUGCGCUCCUUUGCCUGCUUUACCAAGACUACAAGAUCACGGUUAUCGCUGGACAGCAUGCCGCCCUAGAUGCACUGAACCUCAACGUCACUCGUCAACUGGUAUCAUCAGUUGUAGACAUCAACAAGGAGAACGACAUGAACACCUCUGAGCCUGCUGUGCAUCUGCCAUUGGUGCUCCGCACGACCACCGACCAACACGCCGAAAUUUCGGAAAUGGUGCGCAUUAUCAAGGGACAGUACAGGUCUAGCCCUGAUCCCACGCGCCCGAAUACUCUAUGUGAGCUGGUUCUUCAGCUUCUUGGAGCUGGCCCUCACCGCCUUCCGGAUUUUUCGAAGGCAGAGCUCAUCGAGUUGGCCAAUGCAAUUAAGUCAGCGGACGACGAAGCCUUCCAAAAGCUGCGAAGCUUUGUUGCUGGAGAAUUGACAUGGGAUGAUGCCAACAAGGACCCACGGAAGGAAGGAAACAUGGACCAGAACACAGUGGAGGUUAUGUUUCCAACAGGACAGUGUUCCAACUUCACAGUGAGCCUCGAACCGAAGGGAAAGACUGCAAAGGCUGCAAUCAAGGCGAUCAUCCCGAAUAUCCUUCCACAUGUGAACAUCCUCAUUGGCACCACCGCGACCAUUGGAACCAAGAUGUACGAGACAUUCGUUCGACAAGCAGACCUUUGCCAGAACGAAGAAGCUGGUGCGACCUCCUGUCCUCAGAUCUUCACUGGAUACCGUGGUCUUUCUCAACGUUUCAUCGUUUCUGGAGACAACUCGCAGUUCGGACCGUUUAUGCUUGAUUACCGCAAGCACAUAUUCAGCGAGUACAUGACCACAUCCACUCUCGAUAUGGUCAAGCGCGCAGGGUACCCUGUUUUCCAGCUGAAUGUACAGUACCGGGCAAUCGAUGGACAAUUCGACCCAGUGUACGAAAUAUUUUACACCAAGUCGAAGAAAGUCGAGUCUCCUGACAGUCAGCGGCCGGAAAACCAUCCAGAAGCGCAGCGUGUUGAGGAGUCAUUCGUCGCAGACUUUGCCGCCCUUCAGCCCAGUCCCGAGGGCCACAUCAUUCCGAUGUUCAUCAAUGUUCCGGAUUCCACAUGCGACUUUGUCGGCAAAUCGAGAUUCAGCCCCAAGCAGACCAAAGCAGCCUUGUACAUCGUACAGAAAUUAAUCUCUUGUGAAGUCAAGCCUGCCGACAUCAUGGUCAUUGGAGCAUACAGAGCAGAGAUCCUUGAGCUGCGGAAGUCCAUUCCUGAUCAUGUGAUGGUUACAACGGCCGACGCAGUUCAAGGCCAAGAGCGGCCUUACGUCGUGUUUGUCUUUGCGACAAACAAGGAGACUGGACCUGGAUUCACGAAGGACCCUCAACGACUAUGUGUUUCCAUGACCCGCCAAAAGUCUUUCCUGGCGCUCGUGGGCGACAUCGGUGCUGUAGACUACCAGAUCCCUAGCAGAGCUCUUGCUGAUAAGGACCAUAUACACCUAGCGAGCAUCCACAAGUACUUUGUCACGAAGAAGCGCGUGGGGCACUACGGACCCCAACAGGAGGCGGUUCAAGACGCCGGCACAAGUGAUGAUGAGGAGGAGAGGAGACUUCUGACGGCGCGGGACGAGGCCGUUGCAGCGCGAGACGAGGCUCUUGCUGUCUACGAGAAGGCUGUCGGUGACAGCGCCAGGGCUGUUGCUGCUUUGGAAGCUUACUUAGCAGGCAAGUCAAAGAAGCCGGCUCUGAAUUCGACGAUCAACACUGGUCUAGAACUCGAUAAGCACUCACUACAUGGAUCUGGCAAAACCACCACGUCUGGCACCGGCAAGACACAGGUAGAAUGCUACAACUGCCAUGAGAAGGGUCAUAUGAGCAAGGACUGCAAUAACGAGAAGAGCAUGCAGUGCUUCAACUGUCAAGAGUUCGGCCACAUGAGCACGAACCCGGAGAAGCCGAGGGACUACAGCAAGGUCAAGUGCUCCAGGUGCAACAAGUUUGGCCACACCAAAGUCAAGUGUGACCAGCCUGAGCCUCAGGAGGGUACUAACUCUGGUUUCGACAAUGAUGUUGCUGGAUCAGGCUUCGAUAACGACGUGGCUCGCCCGGCGAUUGGGAUGCCUCAGGCGGUUGGGCUAACGAUGGUACCCAGUCUGAUUGGUGAUCUACAGUGCAUUACUGACCAGAACAUGGAGGCGAGACGAGGCCGAAGUGCGACAUGCUUCACAGCGCGAUACAUUAACCACCUGUCAUUCGACCACGGAUCACGGAAGCUGGUUGCGUUUUGA
Molecule: messenger RNA, 3951 nt
Organism: Diaporthe amygdali
Lineage: Eukaryota; Fungi; Ascomycota; Sordariomycetes; Diaporthales; Diaporthaceae
Exons: 5
Coding region: 1-3951 (1316 amino acids)
Molecular function (GO): zinc ion binding; nucleic acid binding; 5'-3' DNA helicase activity
Source: RefSeq, a predicted model, not a curated record